Molecule: messenger RNA, 1600 nt
Organism: Dicentrarchus labrax (European seabass)
Lineage: Eukaryota; Metazoa; Chordata; Actinopteri; Moronidae
Product: deoxycytidine kinase 2
Exons: 8
Coding region: 324-1112 (262 amino acids)
Biological process (GO): nucleobase-containing compound metabolic process
Cellular component (GO): mitochondrion; cytoplasm
Molecular function (GO): deoxyguanosine kinase activity; ATP binding
Source: RefSeq, a predicted model, not a curated record
CCGGAGCGGAGUGACACAUCUUUAUUUUAGCUGUGGAACCGGAGCGGAGUGACACAUCUUUAUUUUAGCUGUGGAACCGGAGCGGAGUGACACAUCUUUAUUUUAGCUGUGGAACCGGAGCGGAGUGAGACAUCUUCUCAGGUGUGUUGUAAUGAAAUAUCUCUGCGCCUGCGCAGUCGCGCCCCCGGAAACUGAACUGUAACCGCGCGCGGGAUUCAACCUUAGAAGCAGUCGGUCAGUUUCUGUCCGCGCGCUGAACGAGGAAACAAACAAACAAACAAACAAACAAACAAACAAACGGGAUAAAACAGAUUGUUGUAAACAUGGCGACCCCUCCGAAGAGAGCGCUCCGUGUUCCCGCCACUCAGACCCGCACAGAGAAGAAGAUCUCCAUCGAGGGAAACAUCGCUGCAGGUAAGUCUACGUUCGUGCGCCUCCUCCAGGGGGCGUCGGAGGACUGGGAGGUGAUUCCUGAACCAAUCGGGAAAUGGUGCAACGUUCAGAACGACAGCGACAACAUUUACCAGGAACUGAGCUCCUCUCAGAAGAGUGGAGGAAACCUGCUCCAGAUGUUGUAUGAUAAACCGAGCCGCUGGUCCUACACCUUCCAGAGCUAUGCGUGUCUCAGCAGAGUUCGUUCUCAGCUUCAGUCUCCAUCAGCCAAACUCCGGCAGGCCGAAAACCCUGUUCAGUUCUACGAGCGCUCCGUCUACUCAGACAGGUACGUGUUUGCGUCCAACCUGUUUGAGAGCGGGAACCUGACAGAAACAGAGUGGAGUGUUUAUGAGGACUGGCACACCUGGUUACUGAACCAGUUCCACCCCGACAUCAACCUGGACGCCAUCAUCUACCUGAGAGCUCAGCCACAGCGCUGUAUGCAGCGUUUGCUCCAUCGGGGCAGGGAGGAGGAGCAGGGCAUCCCUCUGGAGUAUCUGGAGCAGCUUCACUUUAAACAUGAAUCCUGGCUCUUCCACAGGAACCUCAGGUUGGACUUUGAGUACCUGAACAAUGUUCCUGUUCUCAUUCUGAACGUUGACGACGACUUCAAGAACGACCGGAUCAAACAGGAAGUCCUCAUCGACAAGGUCAGAGACUUUCUCACCACGCUGUAGAUCUCAUCCACCAAUCACAGCUCAGGAAACGGACUCGUCUGAUUGGACCACUCGUUACACUCUGUAAAUGUUUCAUUGAGUGUUUUUAACUCGUCAGCGACGUUUUAAUGCAGAGAAUCACUUUAUCUGCAGUUUGUAUAUUUCUACGUGUGUGUGAGUGUGUGUGUGUGUGUGUGAGUGAGUGUGUGUGUGAGAGAGAGAGUUUGUGAGUGAGUGAGUGAGUGAGUGAGUGUGUGUGAUGUAUUUACUCAAAUUACUUUGAUAUUUAUGCUUCAGUGUUUAUCACCUUCUCAGAGGUCAAAUCACAGUUCCUGUUUGUCCUGACUGUCAUUGAACAUAUCACGGUGCCUUCAAGGACAGAUGUUUUUCUGUGAAUCAGUUUGAAUAAAGAACUUAACUCAACUUUAUUCAUACCGCACUUUUCAUACAAACAUGCAGCUCAAAGUGCUUCACAAAACAACAACAAUAAAUAAAAUGUUAAUAAAUAA